AUGAAGACCGCAUUCGCCACAACGCUCCUCGCCGCGCUCUGCGCAACCCUCGCCAGCGCCGGCGUCGUAAUCACGCCCAUCCACCAGAACCAGAUCGUGCCCAAGGCGAGCAACGACUGCUUCUUCGGUCAGACGACUCCUUUCGGCUGCGGCCCCGUCCGCUCGUAA
Messenger RNA from Daldinia vernicosa, 168 nucleotides. RefSeq lists its product as uncharacterized. The transcript is spliced from 2 exons. Bases 1 to 168 code for a protein of 55 amino acids. NCBI's taxonomy places the organism in Eukaryota, Fungi, Ascomycota, Sordariomycetes, Xylariales, Hypoxylaceae. The record is from RefSeq and is a predicted model, not a curated record.